Phyllostomus discolor (pale spear-nosed bat) is the source of this 4361-nucleotide messenger RNA. It is a transcript of the gene RNF225, whose product is annotated as ring finger protein 225. Gene Ontology annotation, biological process: protein ubiquitination. NCBI's taxonomy places the organism in Eukaryota, Metazoa, Chordata, Mammalia, Chiroptera, Phyllostomidae. Bases 726 to 1703 code for a protein of 325 amino acids. The record is from RefSeq and is a predicted model, not a curated record. The transcript is spliced from 2 exons. Gene Ontology annotation, molecular function: ubiquitin protein ligase activity.
CUGACUAAGAACCAUGGCAGCCUGGGGUGCUGGCCUGGCCACCUGGAGUGUUCCAGCUGGUUGGAAAUGAGAAGGGUGGGGUUAUCCUCACAGAGGUGUCACUCUGGCUUGGGGAGGGGCUUGGUGGGUCCCCAUGAGGUCACAGUAGCAGUCUACCAUCCUGAGCAGUCCAGGAAGAGGAAGCUAAGCUGGAGCCUGGGCCAUGACCACUUGCAGCCUCUUUUGCUCGGCCCAGGCCACUGAGGGAUCUGCUUGCUUUCCACCCACAAAACUCCAGAAGUCCCAUUCUGGCCAGGUUGUCCCCCAGGGGCUCCAGGCUGCUUCCCCGGGAGCAGUACUUGGUCUGGCUGCAGCCCAGCCCUAGGCAACCUUUGGGACAACUGGCACCCCAUGUUCUCUGCCAGUGCCUCCUGGAUGAAUUCAUAAGGAGGUGUUGGGGUGGUGGCAGGAAAUUGCUCAUCUGAGAUCCCUAGGCUGUCCGAGCUCUGUCACUCUGUCUUUCACCUGCCCACCAUCCUCAACAUUCGUUCUGUGUUCAUCCUGGUGGGCGUGACAAGCAGUCUGACUAGUCUGGCGGGAACCUGGGAACUGGAGGGCAGUGGUGCCACCUCAGGCUCCCUCCCACAGGGAGGGGCACUUUUGUCCCUCUGACGGUAAGCCAAGGAUUGGGGUCAGAACCAGCAGAGACUUGCCAGACGGAGGAGGCUCCAGCAGGCGCAGUCCGGAUGCCCUGCCCUGGGCUUCCUUGGCUCCGCCGCCACUCGAGGGCUGCUCAGGCCUCGGGCCCAAGCUCCCCGGGCUCGCUGUCUACACCCCGGUCCCCAGGCAGGGGGGAGGAAGAAGAGGAGGAUGAGGAGGAUGGGGACUGCACCCCGGGCUCGGGCCCCAUCCUGCCCCCCGCGUCCCCUGUGGAGUGCCUCAUCUGCGUGUCACCCUUCGACGGCGUGUUCAAGCUGCCCAAGCGCCUGGACUGUGGUCACGUCUUCUGCCUGGAGUGCCUGGCUCGCCUGUCGCUGGCCACGGCAGGCGGCGGUGACGCGGUGGCCUGUCCGAUGUGCCGCACACCCACGCGACUAGCCCAGCGCGGAGGGCUGCCCGCCCUGCCUACACAAUCCGGUCUGUUGCCCCGCGAGGCGUGCGCCCCGCCUGCAAGCCAAGGCUCUGUGCGCUUCGACCGGCGCCGGGGUCUGCUCUACAUGCGCCCGCCUCCUGCGCCUGGGUCGCGCAAGACACGUUCCGCGCGCCCGCAGCCUCCGCCUCCCCUGCGCCUGGGCCGCCCACUGUCGCGCCGCCUGACUCUGGACAGCCCCACCUGGGCCUUUAACGCUGCGGUAGCACUGGCAGUGCUGGUGGCCGCUGGCCUGGUUGUCUCCGGUGUCUAUAUUUUCUUCCUCAUCCCUCACGCCGCCUCUUCCGGUCCCGCACGGCCCCAGCUUGUGGCGCUUGCCCCGGCACCCGGCUUCUGGAUCCCAGCACAGCCCACGCCUGGGACGCCCUGGACCCCAGGCUCCACGGACCGUGACCUCGACGCCAUCCUGCCGGGGGCUGCGGAGGAUGCACUGGAGCCUCAAAGGAGCCCCGGGGACACAGAGGAGGUAGAGGCGAUGCUGGACAGGACCUUGGACCAUGGGUGGGAGGCAGAGGAUGGCCCUGGAUGGGCCAGUGGGGCACGAGGCAGGAGGAGGGUAUGGGGGGCACAGUAAACGCGUCUCUGCUGCAGAUCCAGUCUUCGAUCCUGGGGAUCUCGGUUUUAUCCUGGGGGCCCUGCCAGAACCACUUGCAAGGAUCCCCUGAGGCUUAGCUGGGGGCUGGGCAGGGCACACAUUUCUCCAGAGGGAGGUUUGGAGGUCUGGUGGGAUCAUCACCACUGGACAAGGAUCGUUUCAAGAAAUCCCUGAGAACACAUCUGCCCCCAAUCCCUACGGGCAUUCAGCGGAGGGUCUUUGUAAAGACCUUGCUGGGAGGUCUAAAUCUGGUCUCUGUGAGAGUGCAGUGGGAGUCCCCCAGUCUUUAUCCCUGGCUGGAGAGUCUCCCUCACUGACUGUGGUGGCCCUGUCCUUGGAGAGCAGAGCUGCUGCUACUAUUGGCUGGCAACAGCCCUCUGGCUGGGCCACUGCAGAGCUGACUCCCACCCAAGUAGUGCACUUUUGUUUUAUAUUCAGCUGCUUGCAGGCUGGACAGGUAGAAUCCAGCUGUCUCUGCUGCUACCCUGCACACCUGGCUGGGACCAGGGCUGGAGAGGGACAGGUAGGGACUGAGCCUCAAAGGCUAGCUCCCACCUGCAUGCUGAGAACCAAGUUUCCAUGGAGGCCUCGACUUCCUCUAUGGGUCCUGGUUUCUGGGAUCCUCCUGAUAGGCUUUUGGGCCUGGGGCAGCUGUAUCACCAAGGCUCACAGAGGCCAAGGUUACCCUCUGGGUCAGUGACGCAUGAUUUGGGGGGUUGCUUCUGGACUUCCUUGGCGACUAGAGUUCCCAUCACCCCCACCUCUGUUCAUUAAUUUCUCUUGGGGUCAGUUAUUGCCCCUUCUCUGCCAGGUUUCCACCAGCCUUUCCUGUUGGGCCCCCAGGUGAAGCCUCAGCCCUCCUGGUGGACAGCUGCCUCCAGGGAGGGCAGCUCUUGGAUCCUAUCCUCCUCCCAGAAGCCUUCCUGGCUUAGUGACAGCCCAGUCGAUGGCAGCUACCCGCAGGACAUGUCAUCUGCCCUGACCCCCAGGUCCUAAAACCCCCAUUCUGCCUCAUCCCAGGGUUGGGGUGCUGUGUGUUGCAGGGGGCCUCCAGCAUUUUUCCAGUGACAUUUCUAUGGGGCUAGAGACUCCUGUUUGGUUUGUUUACAUGUGUGUCCUCAGCACCUGGCAUAGAGUGAAUGCCAAACAGUUUUCUGGGGAGUGACAGCAUUGCAGGUGACCGGUGGGCAGCCCAGGAAUGCCUGUGGACACCCUGGACUGACACAACUGCUAGUCACUCUGAUCUAGGCAGUCAGCGGAGCUCCUUCUGAUGCAAGCUGCUGCUUCCAGGUGGACAGAGUGGGAUUGGCAGGGUGUCCAAAGGAGUGUCUUCUAAGACCGGUUCCUGUCCCAUACCUGUAGAGCCAAUGUCACUCACAGCCCAGCCUCCACUGGGAGGGGACCUGAUCAGGCAGGAGCAAGGAUGGCAAUGUGUAGAUUUUUCUGGCUGCUGCGACAUAUUUCCACCAACUCAGUUCCUUAGAACAACACACAAUGUCUCACAGUUCUGCAGGCAGAAGUCUUGGGAUCUGUCUCACUGGACUGAAGUCCAGGUGUCCAUAGGGCCAGUUUCUUCUGGAGGCCCUAGGGAAGAAUUUGUGUCCUUAGGUUCUUCAGCUUCUAAGCUUCAUUCCUUGGCUUCCUCCAUCUUCAAAGCGGCAGGAUAGUAUCUUCAGAUGUCUCCCUCUCUGACCCUCCUGCCUUCCUCUUUCACUUAUAAGGACUCUGUGGUGACACCCAGAUAAUUCAGGAUAAUCUCUCCAGCUCAAAGUCCUUAAUUUAAUCAUAUCUGCAAGUCCUUUAGGCACCCAGGCAAGGUAUCAGAUUCAGAUUCCAGGGAUUAGGAUCUGGAUAUCUGCAGGAGCCAUUACUGUUUAUAUAGUGUCUCAGCUACCUCCUCAUCCCAUCUCUCCUGCCUGGGGUAGAGGGGUUGGGGCAGGAGACCUUCCAGGGAUGGGUCCAGCCAAGGGAACCAGAAAGGAACCCUUGUCUGGUGGUACAUAAAGGAAGGAGAGAUGAUGCUCUCUGCCUGAGGGUGUUCAAGGAAGGCUGCCUGGAGGAAAGAUGUCAGAACUGUAUCUUCAAGGACACUAAGGUGAAAUGGUAGCUGACACUGACUUGGGGACCUGACACAAUGAGGUGGUGGCUGAGGGUAGUGGACAGCACUGGCCUCUCCCUCUUUGUGCUAACCAGCUUCCUCCAGGGGGCUUCAAGGAGGCAUGAUUUCUUCACCUUCAACUGGGAGCCUGAGGCUUCAGUCUCUCCUCCUGUAAAAUGAGGCUGAUGACAGAGCCCAGGGACCGCUGAGCAUCCUGUCUGCUGAUUACUACCUCGAUGCCUGCCCGCCCACUGCUCAUGAACAAAGGGUCUGCCCGAAACCACCCCGGGGCCAGGAUCACUGGGACUGCCCCUAACCCUUACCUUUCAGCCUCUGUGACCACGUGGAGCUGCGCUCUCCCAGGCCUCCCUCUGCCCACUCCAUCCCUGCUGUCCCAGGCUUGCUCCUCCUCCCAGGUCCUGUGAACACCCAGACAGCAAGCAGGUCACCCUCAGUGCCUGGCAUUAUGACGGAGAGGACUGUACCUGACAGGCUUUGGUUCCCUCUUCUGUAAAGCAGACAAUAAACACUAUUUGCAA